This is a messenger RNA of Cynoglossus semilaevis (tongue sole), 2051 nucleotides long. RefSeq names its product Rho guanine nucleotide exchange factor (GEF) 3, like (gene arhgef3l). Gene Ontology annotation, molecular function: guanyl-nucleotide exchange factor activity. The coding region runs from base 145 to 1689 and encodes 514 amino acids. Gene Ontology annotation, biological process: intracellular signal transduction; positive regulation of Rho protein signal transduction. Lineage: Eukaryota; Metazoa; Chordata; Actinopteri; Pleuronectiformes; Cynoglossidae. The record is from RefSeq and is a predicted model, not a curated record. The transcript is spliced from 11 exons.
AAGGAACUGUGACACCUCAGUCUUAGCAAAAAAAAAAAAAACCCGUCGGCCAUGGUAUACUACAGGAAAGACUUGCCUUUUGGAUCAACGGUCUUUCUGGUUUAACUGAGGCAAAAUUCAGUGAACAUGAACUGAGGACGUGGGAUGGAAGAGAAAAUGGAAGUGAAGGAGACCGGUGAAAAAAGGACUUCCUGGUCUUCAUCUCCAGGAGAGACGCAUUUUAUACCUUGUGAUCAUUCUGGGAAACGAAGAAAACAAUAUGUGGCUGUGCAGGACAAAGUGGAAAAGGACAGUGAGAAAUCAAACUGCAAACACAUACCGGACCCUGAGGAGCCCAGUAAUAAAAAGGUCAAACCUGUGGCCAAGUCCAACAGCCAUACAGGGGUAAUAACCCCGAGCAAGACCCCUGCUCUGAAACGCAUCGGACAGUCAAUAUCGCGGUCUAUAAGUUUUCGUACAGACGCACAAGCGUUCCCCCAGCCUCUCCUACGCAAUCAGCGGAAGGCUUCUUCAUUUCCACGUCGGCGCAGCAGCCAGUGCUGGAGUGACACUGUGGAGAGUCAUGAGCUCACCGCGAAGGAGAUCAGACGUCAAGAGGUGGUGACUCUUAUUAUUCUGUUGAUUCUCUUCAUCACAGUGGAUGUAAACAAGCUUCUUUCUUGUUGUAUAUUGAGUCAUAAUGUUAGCCACCAGAAGCUCCAGCUCCAGAAACUAAGAACACUUUGUCUCCACUUUACCCCAGAUCUCCUCAGUCGUCUUGAGGAUCUUAGAGGGACGCAGAAGAUAGUAGCUGAGGUGGGGCCCACUUUACUGAACUGGUUCCCCCAUCUCAAGGCUUAUGUCACAUACUGUUGUAACCAAGUGGGGGCCAAAGCCCUGCUGGACCAGAAGAAGCACGACAAGAGAGUGGAGCACUUUUUGAGUUUAUGUCAGGAGUCUUCGUUUAGCCGGAAGCUGGACCUGUGGAAUUUUCUGGAUCUCCCCCGAAGUCGCUUGGUCAAAUAUCCACUGCUCCUCAAAGAAAUACAGAAGUGUACACCACCAGAGCACCCUGACCAGGAUGUACUACCUGACGCUUUGGAGCUUAUCCAGAGUAUCGUGGCAGAGGUGAACACGAAGACAGGAGAGGCUGAGUGUCAGUUCUACAGACGCAGCCUUGUGUACAUGGAAGAUAGCCAGCGACUGUCAGAGAUCCUGCUGUCUCGCUUCCUCUAUUGCCACGGAGAACUCAAGAGCCACAAGGGCCAGCGGCUGCAUGUGUUCCUGUUUGAGUUGGCGCUGGUGGUGGCCCGACCUGGUGAGGUCAGAGAAGUAGGUCAGGUGUUCCAUGUGUACCGACAGCCUUUGCUCAACACCUCCAUAAAUCUAGAGGAGAUUCCUGACGGGGACUUAGGAGGAGGAAGCACUUUUAGAGGAGCCUUCACUGGAGGAAACGACAAAGUUAAGAACUGUUUCCGUGUAAGCAGCAGAGGGCGGUCCAAAGGUCACCAGUAUUGUCUGCAGGCGAACGACUCCUUCAGCAAGCAGCAGUGGAUCAGCUGUCUCAGGCAGGCCAUCGUCCAUUCGCGGGACACGACAGCUCAGUCUAACUGGGCGCCUCUGUCCCUUCACUCUGAUGCUGCCCUUUCUGACAUUGCUGAGCUCAGCCUUUCCUCGGACACAGAAAUGGCCGACGACCCCGUUCCCUGAACGAUCACUGGUGCUCGCACCAUGGACGGUAUACAACAGAUGGAACUGCUUGUGAAAGAGGAUUCUGUCGCUGUGAGCCCUGUGUAGUUGCUAUGCUUUUAUACAAACAGCCACCUGGGGUUGUUUUUGUUUUUUUUACCAGAAAUAUACUAGCUGUCUUAAAAACAUGAAUUACGAAGGUUUUGUCGUUUCACCAAAACAAGAGUCAUGGAUGACAUAUGACAUUGAAUAGUUUUAACGCCAGUAAAUAUUUGUUGCGUCAAAAUCUUUUUUUUUUUUUUUUCCGUUUAUCGGAAGGAGACUGAUAUGGCAGAUAUGUAUGUUCUUUAAUAAAAUCUUGACGUUGGAACAGUUCUAACAAA